AUGUCUAUUCGUAUAUGCCCAUCACUCUUGUCUUGUGAUUUCUCCCGCCUUGGCGAGGAGUCAAAAGCAGUUUUAUCUGCUGGAGCGGAUGAGUUACACGUGGAUGUGAUGGACGGGCACUUUGUCCCCAAUUUGACACUUGGUGCGCCGAUAGUCAAGUGUCUCCACGCAGCACUCCCACACGCGUUUUUAGAUUGCCAUUUGAUGAUAGAAGACCCCAAAAGAUGGGCGAUGGAUUACGUCAAUGCCGGUGCGUCGCUUGUGACUUUCCACAUUGAAGCGGUCAAAGACAUUUCCGAGGCGGAGGAAGUCAUCGAGAUCUUACAUUCACACAACGUUAAAGCCGGUGUUUCUCUUAAACCAAAAACUCCUGUCAGUUCCGUUGAAAAGAUUCUUGACAAAAUCGAUAGAGUACUCGUAAUGACGGUAGAGCCCGGAUUUGGGGGACAAUCUUUCAUGGCGGAUAUGAUGCCAAAAGUCGAGGAGAUUAGAAAGAACCACAUAAACCUCGACAUCCAGGUCGACGGGGGGAUUUCCGAUAAAACAAUUGGAGUUGCUAAAACAGCGGGGGCCACUUCUUUUGUUGCGGGAUCGUAUGUGUUCAAGGCAAAAGACUAUAAAAUCCCAAUUGACGCACUUAGAAAUAAUUAA
Molecule: messenger RNA, 651 nt
Organism: Entamoeba invadens IP1
Lineage: Eukaryota; Evosea; Mastigamoebida; Endamoebidae
Product: ribulose-phosphate 3-epimerase, putative
Exons: 1
Coding region: 1-651 (216 amino acids)
Biological process (GO): carbohydrate metabolic process; pentose-phosphate shunt; pentose-phosphate shunt, non-oxidative branch
Cellular component (GO): cytosol
Molecular function (GO): D-ribulose-phosphate 3-epimerase activity; metal ion binding
Source: RefSeq, a predicted model, not a curated record